Messenger RNA from Ilex paraguariensis (yerba mate), 2691 nucleotides. The record is from the annotation of a GenBank genome assembly. NCBI's taxonomy places the organism in Eukaryota, Viridiplantae, Streptophyta, Magnoliopsida, Aquifoliales, Aquifoliaceae.
UCUUUAUCAAAAACCCUAGCCCUUUCUGCUGGGGGUUUUCUUCAUAAUCUUCUCUCACUCACACACACACACACUCACAUAAAUUCAGGUGAUGACGACGUCGUUUGGAGCUGCGAACACGGCGAUCGCCAACACCUCGAGGCUUCGAAGUCAGAAAUGUGAUGGCUUGAAGAACUCUCCUCAUUCAAUUUUGUUGAACAAGCGCGUCCAUGUGUUUUCUUUCUCAUCUCCCAAGUCACCUUCCAUCAUCAGAGCCGUUUCUACGCCAGUGAAGCCAGAGACUUCCGCUGAGCCUAAGCGUAGUAAGGUGGAAAUAUUCAAAGAACAAAGUAACUUUAUAAGAUACCCUCUUAGUGAGGAGUUGUUAACAGAUGCCCAAAACGUCAAUGAGGCUGCUACACAACUGAUCAAGUUCCAUGGAAGUUAUCAACAGACUAACAGAGAUGAACGUGGUACAAGGUCUUACACAUUUAUGCUUCGUACCAAGAACCCUUGUGGAAAGGUUUCAAACAAACUUUACUUGACCAUGGAUGAUCUUGCUGAUCAGUUUGGCAUUGGAACACUUCGUUUGACUACCAGACAAACAUUUCAGCUCCAUGGUGUCUUAAAGAAAGACCUAAAGACUGUGAUGAGUGCCAUCAUUAGAAGCAUGGGUUCAACUCUUGGUGCCUGUGGAGAUCUCAACAGAAAUGUUCUUGCUCCGGCAGCCCCACUUUUUAGAAAAGAUUAUAUAUUUGCACAACAAACUGCUGAAAACAUAGCUGCACUUUUGACUCCUCAGUCUGGCUUUUACUAUGACAUGUGGGUGGAUGGGGAGAGAAUUAUGUCAGCAGAACCUCCUGAAGUAACAAAGGCUCGCAAUGACAAUUCUCAUGGAACAAAUUUUCCGGAUUCGCCUGAGCCUAUCUAUGGAACUCAGUUCUUGCCAAGGAAGUUCAAAGUCGCAGUUACUGUUCCUGAAGAUAACUCAGUGGAUAUUCUCACAAAUGAUAUCGGUGUUGUUGUUGUGUCUGAUGACAAUGGGGAGCCUAAGGGUUUUAACCUAUAUGUGGGUGGUGGUAUGGGAAGAACUCAUAGGAUUGAAACCACUUUUGCUCGAAUAGCGGAGCCAUUGGGUUACGUGCCAAAAGAGGAUAUAUUGUAUGCAGUGAAAGCUAUUGUUGUUACACAAAGGGAAAAUGGGAGAAGAGAUGAUCGUAAGUAUAGCAGGAUGAAAUACUUAAUCAGUUCUUGGGGAAUUGAGAAGUUUAGAACUGUUGUUGAACAAUACUAUGGGAAGAAAUUUGAACCUUGUCAUGAGCUGCCUGAGUGGGAAUUCAAAAGUUAUUUGGGAUGGCAUGAGCAGGGAGAUGGUGGUUUAUUUUGUGGGCUCCAUGUUGAUAAUGGCCGUGUCAAAGGGACUAUGAAGACGACAUUGAGGGAGAUUAUUGAGAAGUAUAACUUGAACGUGCGUAUCACGCCAAACCAGAACAUUAUAUUGUGCGACAUCCGCCGUGCAUGGAAGCGGCCUAUCACCACUGCUCUUGCACAGGGUGGGCUGCUGCAACCUAGGUAUGUUGAUCCCCUUAACAUAACUUCGAUGGCAUGCCCUGCUUUGCCACUUUGCCCUCUGGCAAUUACUGAAGCUGAGCGUGGAAUACCGGACAUCCUUAAGCGAGUUCGAGCUGUUUUCGAGAAGGUUGGUCUCAAGUAUAAUGAAUCUGUGGUGAUAAGGGUUACCGGUUGCCCUAAUGGUUGUGCAAGACCCUACAUGGCUGAACUUGGAUUGGUCGGUGAUGGUCCCAAUAGUUAUCAGAUCUGGCUUGGGGGGACACCGAAUCAAACCUCGCUGGCUAAGACCUUCAUGAAUAAAGUUAAAAUUCACGAUUUUGAGAAAGUUUUGGAGCCUUUAUUUUAUUAUUGGAGAAGGAAGCGGCAAUCAAAAGAAUCAUUUGGCAACUUCACAACCCGCAUGGGAUUUGAGAAACUUCAAGAGCUGGUUGACAAGUGGGAGGGUGUGCCAGAGUCAUGGUCUCGGUACAAUUUGAAGCUUUUUGCCGAUAAGGAGACGUAUGAAGCAAUGGAGGAACUAGCAAGGCUUGAAGAUAAGAGUGCUCACCAAUUGGCUAUGCAAGUUAUUCGCAAUUUUGUUGUCUCCCAGAAAAAUGGCAAAAGUGUAUGAAGUAGCCAUGGAAGCCAUUUGCGAUUAUGUUCCCCCCCCCCUCCAAAAAAAGCAAGAUUUGCAAAAAUGAGCAAGUCUUCUCUGUGUCUGAAUGUCAUUGCGUGUACGCUCUUACUGCUCGGUAACAGCUGAAACAAGUGGAGGAUUUUUACAUCUUUAUGUAUCUAGGUUUCUGGGUGUUUAAGCUGGAUGCAGGCCUGGAUUUUGUAGCUGAGUUUCUCGAAGAAUUUUUUCUCUCAUGUGCCGAUAUUAAAUCUGGAAAUUGAUUAUUCUAGAGUUUUGAGUAUUGCUGAAUGGAAAUUUGUUCUUUACUGGGUGGCACAAGUUCUUCCCUAUUAACGGCAGUCAAUGAGUACUUUAAGAAACAGCUUUUAUACGAAGGAAUGCGCAAGUUUCAUGAAUUUGCACCUCAACUCACAACCAUUUUCCAGUUUAUGUGCUUUUGCUAUUCUUCAUGAUAGUCUGCACUUACAAUUUCUCUUUUCAGUCUGUAUUUGUGUCUUAGCGUCAAAUUAUAUAUAUAUAUUUUU